Messenger RNA from Ceratina calcarata, 2844 nucleotides. Its product is annotated as leucine carboxyl methyltransferase 1. Gene Ontology annotation, biological process: C-terminal protein methylation. Lineage: Eukaryota; Metazoa; Arthropoda; Insecta; Hymenoptera; Apidae. Gene Ontology annotation, cellular component: cytosol. Bases 343 to 1293 code for a protein of 316 amino acids. The transcript is spliced from 4 exons. The record is from RefSeq and is a predicted model, not a curated record. Gene Ontology annotation, molecular function: protein C-terminal leucine carboxyl O-methyltransferase activity.
UUAUAUGUAUGCGAUGCGUAAUAUCUGGUAAUACGUUGUAUUUUAGGCAAGGUGACGGUCAUGGUAUUGGUAUUCGGAUACCCCUACUGCUAGAUAACCCGCACAGCAGGGCGAACAAGCUUGCGCUGAAGUAUAACAGUGUAUAGGUGCGAAUCUACAACCACAGCAGUCUCUAUCCCUACUUGUCUACCACGUUCCUUACACAGUCUCAAGCUCAAACAGUAUGGUCGCUCGGGUCGCUCGUGCAGUUUUCUAUGAGUGACAAGUAACGGUUCGCGAAUUAAAGAAAUAAAACGUCGAAUAAUGAUUAAUCAUAACUGAAGUCAGACCGAGAUCUGUGUAAUGAUCAAAGAUAUGGCUGAUGAUGAGGCCAUACAGGCCACUAAUGACGACGCGAGUGAAUGUAAAAGAUACGCGGUUCAACUUGGUUACUGGUCCGAUCCAUUUAUUAACUUUUUCGUAAAACAAACCGGACGAAAAGCACCCGAAAUCAAUCGUGGCUACUUCGCGAGAGUGAAGGGGAUCGAAGUUUUCAUUGACAAAUUCCUUAAGCUGUCUGGUGAAAAAGGCCAAAUUAUAAACUUGGGUGCUGGAUUUGAUACACUUUAUUGGAGACUCAAGGAAGCAGGAAAGACUCCAAUAAAUUUUGUAGAACUUGAUUUUCCUAGCAUCACCGCUAGAAAAUGUUAUCACAUAAAAAAACGCAAGCACUUGAUAGACAUGUUAAAUACAGAAGAUGGAGAAAUUAGGUUUUCAACAACAGAUUUGCAUGCCGCCAAUUAUCAUUUGGUGGGAACAGAUCUGCGGCACAUAUCUGAACUUAUUAAUAAAUUAACAGAGGCAGAAGUUAAUUUUAAUCUCCCAACCAUGUUCCUUGCAGAAUGUGUCUUAGUGUAUAUAGACACUAGUGCAGUUUCUACGUUGUUAAAAUGGCUUGCUGCAAAAUUUUCAAAUAGUCUUUUUGUUAAUUAUGAGCAAGUGAACAUGAAGGAUAAAUUUGGUCAAGUUAUGUUAUCUAAUUUACGCAGUCGUGGAUGUUUGUUAGCUGGUGUAGAAGAUUGUGAAUCUUUGGAAACCCAACAGAGACGUUUUACGAUAAACAAUUGGGAAGGUUCUAAUGCGUGGACAAUGGUAGAAGUCUAUGAUUCACUGCCUCAAGAUGAUCGUAGUCGAAUCGAGCAUAUAGAGAUGUUGGAUGAACGAGAACUUUUAGUCCAGUUGUUGCAACAUUAUUGUAUCUCAGUUGCUUGGAAUGGGCAAACAUUUAAGAAUUUGUCUAUAGCACAGGGUUAGAUUUCCUAACUCUUGUAAGUUACUCCAGGUACGGAUACCAUGUCACUAAAAAUCUUUAAGCUUGUAAGUACAUAUGUGGUAACUAAUGAUGUAAAGUUAUUAAUAACAUGAAAAUCAGUUUUAAAGUUCAAUUUUCAGUAUGGUAUAAAACUAAUAAAUAUGUCGGAUUAUAAUAGUAUCUUUUCCUCCAUUAUGUAAGCAAAUAUUUCGUAUGUUUUUGCAGUAUUAUAGAAAAUGAAAUAAACAAAUGUUUAGUUUCGUUAUAUUAAACUUGAAGCCAAUUUAUCCUACUUUCAUUGUAAUUGUAUAUUAUACAUGUCAUGAUUGUAUUAUUAAAAUAACAUUAUCGAAAGUUUAAAAUCAUUUCUUGGGUAAUUGGUUAAGAAGUCGUAUUUAAAUAUACAAAGCCAAUUUUCAUUCGUAUUUCAGAAUCCACGUGUUCUUCCUGUAAAAAUUAAACUUCUACUUAGAAUUAAUUGUAACAUUUAACAAAUUCUGUUUUCAUACGCCAUUUAUUACUUCGUACUUGUAAGCUCUCACACAUAUUUAUAAAUUUCCUACCAAGCCGUACUUUCGAUUAGUAUUAUAUAUCGUUAAUUAAUUAAUUAUGUAUGCAAUUUUUUAUGAAGGUGAUUUAUGUAACAUAAUAACGUGCAACGAAAGUGAGAUUUUACGUAAACAUAAAAAGAGAAUAGGACAGCACAUGUUUUGGAAAUAAAUUUUUUUAGUAUACCAUUUUCUAAAUGUUCCAACUAAUUUAAACGAUUAUUUACGUGUACAGAAAGAAUUAAUUAAAAUACAUUUAAUAUUCACAUUUAUAAUACUAUAACUUAGGCUAUUAAGAUAUGAUAUAUUUCUGUGUGUUAAAGGAAAUGUAUACAGGAGAAAAUUGUAUUUCCAUCGUUAUUAUUUUCAUAAAAAAGACAUAGAUAGGUGGAUCAUAAAAUUGUAAACAAAUUUCUCAGGAAACAAAUUACUAACACAUUGAUUAGACAAUAUUUUUGAGUCAAUGUCAUUCGAAAGAAUUCAAGUUGAUUCAUUAACUUGUCGCCUACUUAAUAAAAAUAUGACAGUGUUAUUUUUUUAUAAAGGAACAUCAGGGUUGUGAUAUAUAAAAACGUACUAAAACUAAUGUGAAAGUUGAAACUUUAUCAGAUGAUGGAUAUUUACAAAAUUAAGUUACAUUGAUCGCAAAAUCAGUUUUUGUAUUUCUUUCUAUUUCUCGAAUCUCGUGUUUAGCUUUUACUGUACUUCUUUCUAUUCGUGAUAAUACAUUUGCUAAUAUUCUUAUAAAGGCUUAUUAGACCAUAAGGUGUAGUACAUAGGGGAAACACAAAAUAUAUUUAAAAAAAAAAGUGAGUUCACAUACGUUGUAGAAUUCAUAUGUUUUUUGAAGAUAGCAUUACAUACCUGGAGUAACGUCAACACUAAGAAAUAAUCUAAUAUUCUAUUUUUCUGAAAAGUUAUGAAUCACAGUUAUACCUGUCAGUGAUGGUAGAUUCCAAUUUCCAUGUUCUAAACAUUCAAUAAUAAAAUCAUACCUCAUCAUAA